AUGGCGGACCGUAAUCCUCCAUGGCAUGGCCGGGGGGUCCAGAACCUUUCUUCCAACGCGAAUAGUCCCCUCUCGCCCGCAAGUACGGGCAGAGCUGCCCCCUCCUUCGAACGGAACGUCAAUCGCCAAAAGACCCAGCGCUGGGUGCAGGCGAAGCAGUAUUCAUACGAUGGUGGCGACUGGGGUGACGAUGACGACGAAGAAGAAGAGGAAGAGCCACCAGCGGCACCUGCGCCUCCCUACGCCACGCACAAGACGGGAAGCACCUCCGAGUUGAGCUCCAGGCGCUUGUCUGGACUUGGGUUUGGGACUGAUGAGAUCCGCGCAAGUCCCACUACCGAAACCAAGCCGCUUCCCAGCGCUGGCGAUCAGAAGUCGCUGCCUUUCGUUAGACCUGCCGAUAUCUACAAGCGAAUGCGCGAGGAGCGAACACCACAGGGUGAAGCAGCAAGUUCCGGACGUCCAGCAGAGCCCCAAGGCUCUAUUCAGCCCAGUGCUGCCCCGAAUCAUCCUGCCAUGGCUAGUGGCAACGGUACCGUGCCCGAAAAUCUAAGCGCCUCAACUCAACAUCCUCCCUCCAUAGCGCUACCGGAGUUCAAAAGAAUGUCAGGAUUCGGUGCCGAUUUCAUCGGUUCCACUGAUCCAAGCUUCCAGCAAAAUGCAAGCGCCGAGUCCCCGGAGGCCUCCUUACGUCACAAUCCGUCUCAAGCCUCCCAGGAUUCCCAGGCCUCUCAGGGCUUCACAUCGGUGGUACACCAAGCCUUCGACGUUCCAGAGACUCCCAACUCCACUGCCGGCAGUGUGGUGCGGUCAAACAGCGACGGGACCUCCGUCAUCAGUCCAAUUAUCAGUCACCGUACCACUCAGGACGACAAAACACCCACAAUUCCCGAGGAGCCUGCAGAGUCCAGUACCCCCACCAACGCGCCAAAGGAAGGUGCGGACCAGGCUCCAUUCUUCAAGCCUGGUCAUCGACGGGAUAUGAGCCUUCCCGAGAGUGACAAUAGCCCUUCGAAAACACCUCUGAUUACGAACAAUCAGGCUCCCUCGGCGGGUCAAGCAGAGAUGUCGUCGGUCUCUCCAGGCCAGUCCGGCUCACCAGAAAGACCCGUCGACAUCCCAGACACUCAGAGCGCAUUGAUCCCAUCGACUACGGCCGCCGAUGCUUACGUCGCACCUCUCAAAUUUGGCAGCAAUGGCUCAGCCGCAUCUGAAGGCUAUCGAGGCGAGAUUCCUACGAUCAUUCCUACUAGUGCAGGCAACUCGCCGCAGGAUACUGACAACGAUCGAUUGAGAGAAGAGAUUAUGCGGUCCUUGAGCCGGGAGAACUCACAAGAGCCCGAGCCGCAGCCACAGCCAAACCCGGAUGGGUCUAUCCCGCAAGACUACGAGAAGUACUGGGAUAGUUCGACCGGGCCCGGUCCCCACGAAGUCCCGAGGCCACUUGUUUCAGAAACCCACCCCGACUGGACUAGCACACAUCCUCUGGCUGCUCAGGACCCAUACGCAGCUACGCACACGCCUAGCGAAACAGUCCCACCAGCCGACGCUGAGCCGAAGAGACCUCGAUUAGGACGGCGGUUCUCGUGGGAGUCGGCCUCGUCGGGUGGCGAGCCCGUCGCGCAGGCCCCUGCGGCGGAUACCGUGGCUCCCUCUUUGAGCGCAGCUCUGGCUGUCCAUGAUCCCGAGGCCAUCGCCGAUGAUCUGGAGCCCAUGGCGGAGGACCUGUCAAGGGACCGGCCAGUGACUGCUGGUGAAAUUUCAGACGACACUCAGCGCGUCGAGAAGCCCAGGCUCUCAAUCGUACCUCCAAUCCCACAGACCAUCUCUCCACCGGAGGAAAUUGUGGGCCCCAUUGGUGGCCAGGCAGCUGAAAGGGAAGUGUCUUUGCCAGUUGGAAUAUCGAAGGUCGACGAAGGAAAACUGCAAGGGUUCCGCGACAUUCUCAACAAGCCAUCUCCCGUGGAGCGCAUCCGAGCGUUUGAUCAAACCCGAGAUCAAUUCGCGACUCUAGACACGGGUAUCAAGACUUGGCUUGAGUUUACUGUCCAUGCUCAUCCAGAGCAUGCUGAUCUUGUUCACUCAAGUCAGACCCUAUCUUCUGGAUUCCCACGGACAUCGCCUACGACCAGAAAGUUCCCCAAGCUCGCAUCUCUCGGCAACAUUGCCUCUAAGGAAGACGGCGCUCCAGCAGGCGCUGGCCACGCUAGACGUCCCUCUGGUCAUAUUGGAACGAUUGUAAAUCGGCAAAACGUCGAGCAGCGUGGCAAGGAUCUCCUCCACACGGCUGGCACUUUCGGUGGAAAAGCAGGUGAAGCUGCCAAGGGUUUAUUCGCCAAGGGCAGGAGCAAGUUCCGACCCAGCGGAGACAAGGUAGAUACGUGA
This is a messenger RNA of Penicillium cataractarum, 2385 nucleotides long. RefSeq lists its product as uncharacterized. The coding region runs from base 1 to 2385 and encodes 794 amino acids. The record is from RefSeq and is a predicted model, not a curated record. The transcript is spliced from 2 exons. NCBI's taxonomy places the organism in Eukaryota, Fungi, Ascomycota, Eurotiomycetes, Eurotiales, Aspergillaceae.